UACAAGGUCGAAUCUUGAAAUACUAACGCAUGAAGUUCGAAAGCAUCAAGUGCGCAGUCCGGGUCCUCCAACAUGGCAAGUUCGAAAGAAAACCUCAUACCCUUCACCCAGAUCAUCCCAUACAAUCUUACCUGAUCCUUUGAACUUCCUGUGUCGUGCGUAGAUCAGAGGCUGGGGUGAUGACUAAAUUAUGCCUUACCGUCGUCAUCGCUCUCCUCCGCUGUAGCAUCGUCGAAAACUUUGCACCGCUUCGGAAACUUGUCUUCGGGUGGGGUCUGUGGAAGAAAAGGGAACUCUUGCUACCUUCCUUAUACAAGGUCAGCGAGGACCGCGGCAUUUUCCUGUGUGAUAAAGCUCGACUUGUCUGCAGCAAGGAGCACCAGAUGGCUGAUGCACCGGUAUUUUCUCAUCUUCGAACACGGCCUAAAUCUCUCCUUGGUCCCCAGUGAGAGCAACUUCUGCACUCAUACCCUUGAUGUGCUCGGGAGUUGGGACCAUCCGCGAAGGUUGCGUGCACCACCUGAGCCUCUUCAUGUACUAGCACGGCCUUUAUAUGAAAUGUCAGAAAGCUAAAAAAAAUUAAGGAUGCAGUUAUUCCAGGGGAGAUAUUAUAAGGAAAAACAGACUGGAGUCUUCGAAGCUCAUCGGUGGAGAUUGUUCCUCCAAUUGAUGUUUUCGCGACACUUCCCCUAUGGAACCUGGACUAGUACAACGAACUUGGUAUACGGUGAGGUGCAACCUGGCUGAUACGAAUUCACCGCUCGCCUGGAUGGAACUCGCAUCAGCCAAGCUCUUUUCAUCUUGCUGCUAAUGUCACUGCAUCAUGUGUGCGU
Molecule: messenger RNA, 833 nt
Organism: Suillus paluster
Lineage: Eukaryota; Fungi; Basidiomycota; Agaricomycetes; Boletales; Suillaceae
Exons: 2
Coding region: 180-449 (89 amino acids)
Source: RefSeq, a predicted model, not a curated record